Molecule: messenger RNA, 303 nt
Organism: Hypoxylon trugodes
Lineage: Eukaryota; Fungi; Ascomycota; Sordariomycetes; Xylariales; Hypoxylaceae
Product: DUF427-domain-containing protein
Exons: 3
Coding region: 1-303 (100 amino acids)
Source: RefSeq, a predicted model, not a curated record
AUGCCAUCCGGACAUGUCGAAGCAAUCAUAGACGGCACUGUAGUGGCUGCGUCUGAUACCUACGAGUUAGUCGAGGGAAAUGUGUAUUUCCCGCCGUCAUCCGUCAAGUCCGAAUUCUUAACUAAGACGGAUUUGAGCACUUACUGUGGUUGGAAAGGCGAUGCAAGCUACUAUACUAUCAAAGUCGGAGACAAGGAAUUCGCGAAUGCUGCGUGGUACUAUCCCGAACCCUUCGAAAAGGCGAAGCACAUUAAAGACUAUGUCGCUUUCUAUAAGACGAAGGUGAACGUGACAGGGGUAUGA